This is a messenger RNA of Asparagus officinalis (garden asparagus), 2171 nucleotides long. RefSeq names its product BAG-associated GRAM protein 1. The coding region runs from base 147 to 1913 and encodes 588 amino acids. The transcript is spliced from 18 exons. NCBI's taxonomy places the organism in Eukaryota, Viridiplantae, Streptophyta, Magnoliopsida, Asparagales, Asparagaceae. The record is from RefSeq and is a predicted model, not a curated record.
CCUCCAACAAUCUCCGCAUUUGACCCCUCUCUCUCUCUCUCUUCCCCUUUUGUUUCUCUCUCUAAAAAGGUCCAAUGCUGUCCCUUCCAUUUCUCUCUCUAAAUCUCGAAACCCUAGAAAUCUCUCAACCGAAGCCCUAGAUCGCCAUGGCGGAGUUCUCGAUCGGCAUCCUCCUACCGUCGUGGUGGGAGAUCGAGGUCACCGUCGCCGCCGCCCUCUUCGUGGUCGGCGUGUUCUUGUUUUUUGAAAGGUUAUCGUUUUCCUUGAGGGAGAGUGAAGAGAAGAGGAAAGAAGACGCGGGGAUUGUGGGGGAUCCUCUUCUGAGGGAAUCCGAUGACAAGAUGAGCCAAGUUAAAGGUGAAUCUCAAGGGAAAUUUGGAUAUUUAAUUAAGUUAGAACUACUUGCUGCCAAGAACUUAGUUGGUGCAAAUUUGAACGGCACAUCUGAUCCUUAUGCAAUAAUUACUUGCGGGGAACAGAAACGAUUUAGUUCCAUGGUUCCUGGUUCAAGAAAUCCAAUGUGGGGAGAGGAAUUCAAUUUUUUUGUCGAUGAUCUUCCUGUCCAGAUUAAUGUUACAAUAUAUGACUGGGAUAUAAUAUGGAAAAGCAAUGUUCUUGGAUCUGUAACUGUGCCAGUUGAGAGUGAAUGCCAAACUGGAGCCGUCUGGUAUGCCCUAGAUAGCACAUCAGGCCAGGUUUGUCUACAUAUUAGGACCACAAAGAUGAUUGGGAAUUCCAGGGCAAUGAAUGGAUUAGCUGGAGCUAAUGCUCGAAGACGUAUCUCUUCAGAUAAACAAGGGCCUACAAUUGUUCAUCAAAAACCUGGUCCCCUGCAAACUAUAUUUGACCUUCUUCCUGAUGAGGUUCUGGACCACAGUUACUCAUGUGCGCUUGAGAGGUCGUUCCUGUACCAUGGACGUAUGUAUGUUUCUGCAUGGCAUAUUUGCUUCCACUCCAACGUAUUUUCUAAACAAAUAAAGGUUAUCAUUCCUUUUGGAGAUAUUCAUGAGAUAAAGAGAAGCCAACAUGCAUUUAUUAAUCCUGCAAUUACUAUUGUUUUGCGCAUGGGAGCUGGUGGACAUGGUGUUCCUCCCUUGGGUAGCCCAGAUGGGAGAGUCAGAUACAAGUUUGCAUCAUUUUGGAACAGAAACCACACACUGAGGGCUUUGCAGCGUGCAGCAAAGAACUUCCAUGCAAUGCUUGAAGCCGAAAAAAAGGAGAGGGCGCAGUCAGCAUUGCGUGCACAUAGUAGCUCCAUUAGAGUUGGCUCCACCGGCAGUAGUAAAAACCAGAUACAAAUUCCAAAAGAAGAUCUUGUUCAGACGGGAAACUUCCAAGAUUUUGUUAAAGAAGAAGUUCUGGUUGGGAUAUAUAAUGGGAUAUUCCCUUGUAAAGCCGAACAGUUCUUUACUGAAUUAUUGAGUGAUGAUUCAAAAUUUAUUGCCGAGUAUCGAUCAGCAAGGAAGGAUUCAAAUCUCAAUUUGGGCCCAUGGCAUGCUGCUAAUGAAUAUGAUGGUCAAGUCAGAGAAAUUACCUUCAGAUCAGUUUGUCAUAGUCCCAUGUGUCCACCAGAUACGGCUAUGACGGAGUGGCAACAUGCUGUUCUUUCAGCUGAUAAGACAACCUUGGUAUUCGAGACAGUCCAGCAAGCACAUGAUGUUCCAUUUGGUUCUUACUUUGAGAUUCAUUGUAGGUGGUCAUUGAAAACGAAUUCUGAAUCUUCCUGUACUCUAGACAUAAAAGUUGGCGCACAUUUCAAGAAAUGGUGCAUUAUGCAGUCUAAGAUAAAAACUGGAGCUGUUGAUGAGUACAAGAAAGAGGUGGAUCAGAUGUUGGAUAUAGCACGAACAUAUCUUCAGAAAUCAAAGGCAUCCAGUAAGGAGACAGCUGAAUCUAUUCCCGCGCCAGAUUGAAGGUUGUUAAAGCUUAAGAGAAGAAGCAGAUCUCGUCCCCCUUUCCCUCUGUAUGCCAUCUAUGGCAAUUUUCUUCCUUGCAAUUCAAUUGUAAUUGCAAGCCAAUCUGGCAACUUUGAUGUAUUUUUCACCUACCCCUUUUGCGUAAGAGAGAAUUAUUAAGGGUGUGUUUAUACGAAUGUAAUAUAGUACAGUGCAUAUAAUUCAACAAUCUUUGAAAAGGUAAUUGAAUGAAAACACUUGACCAAGUUUUCCAUC